AUGUUUCACUUUUUGAGGAACAACCAGGCUGUUUUCAAAGUGGCUGUACCAUUUUACAUCCCCAUCAGCCAGGCCAAGAAGGAAGGGAGAACAUUCACCACCACCACGUUUCAAAGGGAAUACAUUGCCAGCAUUUUGAAUACUUAUUUGGACAAACAUUUCUUCAAGGAGGACGCAGCCCUCUGCCCCCAUGUCGCCACCUUGGAAGGACUGACCAAAUCCGGCAGCCUGUGCCACUUCCCACCCACCAUGGGACCCGCGGGAAGCUUGCUGAGUGGGGGACAAAUGCAGAUCACCCUGUGGGGAAGCCUGGCAGCUGUGGCCACCUUCUUCCUCAUCACCUUCCUCAUCUUUCUGUGCUCCAGCUGUGACAGAGAAAAGAAGCCGAGACAGCACAGCGGAGACCAUGAGAACCUGAUGAACGUGCCUUCUGACAAGGAGAUGUUCAGCCGUUCAGUUACCAGCCUGGCCACAGACGCGCCUGCCAGCAGCGAACCGAACGGGGCACUCACCAACGGUGACAUUCUUUCAGAAGACAGCACCAUGACCCGCAUGCAGCAUUACGAGGAAGUCCAGACCUCAGCUUCAGAUCUGCUGGACUCCCAGGACAGCACAGGGAAGCCAAAAUGUCAUCAGAGCCGGGAGUUGCCCAGAAUCCCUCCUGAGAGUGAAGUGGACACGAUGGUCAAUGGAGAAAGCGUGGACGGGGACCAGGGUCUGGGGAUGGAGGGGCCGUAUGAAGUGCUCAAGGACAGUGCCUCACAAGAAAAUAUGGUGGAGGACUGCUUGUAUGAAACUGUGAAAGAAAUUAAGGAGGUGACGGCCACCGCCCACUCAGCUGGAGGCCACAGCAGCAGGUCGAAGUCAACUUCCACUGUGAAAGAGCUUCCGGGGCCCCAGGCCAGUGGCAAAACAGACUUUGCCGAAUAUGCCUCUGUGGACAGAAACAAGAAGUGUCGACAAAGUGCUAAUACAGAGAGUAUUCUUGGAAAUCCACGGGAUCCAGAAGAGGAGGCGCCACCCCCUGUCCCCAUUAAACUUCUGGAUGAAAAUGAAAACCUUCAGGAACAGGCAGAGAGUAAAGCGGGAGAAGAACGGGCCGCCGAGGGGACCAGUGAAAGCAACAAGAGAUUUAGUUCGUUGUCAUACAAGUCCCGGGAAGAAGACCCAACUCUCACAGAAGAAGAGAUCUCGGCAAUGUAUUCAUCAGUACAUAAAAAAGGACAGCCAGGGAACAAAUCAGGACAGUCACUUACAGUACCAGAGUCCACCUGUACCUCCAUCCAAGGAGCCGCUCCGAGGUCGCCCUCUUCCUGUAACGAUCUCUAUGCUACUCUUAAAGACUUGGAGAAAAUUCCCAACAGUGUCAGCACUCUUCCAGCAGCAGGGAGGCCCAGCGGCGAGGAGCCCGAACCAGAUUACGAAGCAAUACAGACUCUGAACAGAGAGGAAGAGAAGGCUGCCCCGGAGACCAACAGCCACCACGGCCUUUUCCCAAAGGAGAAUGACUACGAGAGCAUCGGGGACCUGCAGCAAUGCCGAGACAUCACCAGGCUCUAG
Molecule: messenger RNA, 1560 nt
Organism: Lipotes vexillifer (Yangtze River dolphin)
Lineage: Eukaryota; Metazoa; Chordata; Mammalia; Artiodactyla; Lipotidae
Gene: PAG1
Product: phosphoprotein membrane anchor with glycosphingolipid microdomains 1
Exons: 8
Coding region: 1-1560 (519 amino acids)
Biological process (GO): intracellular signal transduction; negative regulation of T cell activation
Cellular component (GO): membrane raft; plasma membrane
Molecular function (GO): SH2 domain binding
Source: RefSeq, a predicted model, not a curated record